CCUCUAAGCAAAUUAGCGUGGUUGGACGAGUCCCGCUCGUAUAGAUUCCCUAAAAUAGGCACACCAUUUGAACAUGAUAUGCAACCACUCCAUCAAUUGCCUCGUAUAUUUCCAAGUUUGACAAUGGGGAAGCAAUUAGUACAGUUCGCACCAGACUUCUCAGCUUACGCCGGCGGCGUCGAAGAAACGCAAUUUUUCUAUCGGGAGAUAUUCCAAGACCAUGCCUACGAUGUGGCUGAACUUCCCGAAGAUGCCUUCAUCGUUGACGCGGGCGCAAACGUCGGCAUGUUUACUCUCUACAUGAAGAAAAAAUACCCAGCGUCCACAAUUCUGGCGUUCGAGCCGGCUCCGGAAACGUUCAAGAUGCUGAGCGAGAACGUCAAGCUGCACAAUCUCAAAGACGUCGAGUUGCACGAGUGUGCGUUGGGAGCCGAAGAUACUACACAGAUCUUCACUUUCUAUCCGACUGUUCCUGGGAAUUCGACACUCGUGCCCGAGGAGAAAGAGAUUGUGAGAGAGGUCUUUAGCGAACUGAGUCAGGACUGGGCCGAUGGGGCUGAGAAGAUGUACUCUACCUCACAUGAGAUAUCUGUACGCGUUCGUCCUUUGUCACACUUUCUCAACGGGCGCAAAGACCUGAAGCGCAUCGAUAUGCUCAAGGUGGACGUCGAAGGUGUCGAGUUGGAGACUCUACAAGCUCUGGAGGAAGUCCACUGGGCUCGAGUUUCCAACGUGGUGGUGGAGAUCUGCGAUCUACGCGGUGGGCGGCUGGAUGCUUUGGAAAGUCUGUUGAGAUCUAAAGGUUUCAGUGUAAGAUCAGAAAGUCCUUCGUGGUCACCAAGUGAAGGGAAGAUGUAUAUGGUCAUUGGUCACCGAGAUGUAACUGCUGGUUAG
Periconia digitata is the source of this 894-nucleotide messenger RNA. The record is from the annotation of a GenBank genome assembly. NCBI's taxonomy places the organism in Eukaryota, Fungi, Ascomycota, Dothideomycetes, Pleosporales, Periconiaceae.